Molecule: messenger RNA, 1311 nt
Organism: Sclerotinia sclerotiorum 1980 UF-70
Lineage: Eukaryota; Fungi; Ascomycota; Leotiomycetes; Helotiales; Sclerotiniaceae
Exons: 9
Coding region: 1-1311 (436 amino acids)
Biological process (GO): carbohydrate metabolic process
Molecular function (GO): polygalacturonase activity
Source: RefSeq, a predicted model, not a curated record
AUGCAUUUUAACCUUCAAGCGAUUCUGCUUUCCGUGUCGUUGUUCGUGCCAUCACUUGUUUCUGCCCAGCUAGCUUCCGGUUAUCCUAUAGGCCCUCUUACUUCUUCAGAUUCGAAAUGGGCGAAGAAGGUCUGUGAUGUCACCAAGUAUGGCGCAGUAGCCGAUGGAAAGACAGAUUUAGGUACUCCUCUUCUUGCAGCGUUUAACGCCUGUGCGAGUGGUGGUGUCGUGAACAUACCUCUUGGUAACUAUGCUAUGUCUACAUGGGUAACGCUAUCUGGCGGCAAGGCAUGGGCUAUAAACCUCGAGGGUGUCAUAUUCAGAACGGGCACUGCAGGCGGACACAUGAUUGUCAUCGAAAACUCGACCGACUUCGAACUCUACAGUAGCAGGUCAAGCGGUGCCAUUCAAGGUUAUGGAUACGUGUUUCACGCUCAGGGGACUUAUGGUUUUGCUAUCCAUGAUAUUGCUCUUGUCGAUUCUCCAGCAUUCCACCUCAUUCUCGACACGGUACAAAAUGGCGAAGUAUACAAUAUGAUCAUCCGUGGUGGAAACGAGGGUGGAUUAGACGGCAUCGAUGUUUGGGGUUUCAACGUCCAUAUUCAUGAUGUUGAGGUUACUAAUAAGGACGAAUGCGUUACUGUCAAGAAUCCAUCCAACCACAUGCUCAUCGAGAAUAUCCAUUGUAAUGUAAGUGGAGGAUGUGCAAUAGGUAGUCUGGGGUCGGAUACUGCCAUUUCGAAGAUUACUUACAACAAUAUUUACACCUGGCAAUCGAAUCAGAUGUUUAUGAUCAAGAGUAACGGUGGAUCAGGAUCGGUAUCCGAUAGCGUAUUCUCAAAUUUCAUAGGCCACAGCAACGCAUACUCUCUCGAUAUUGACUCGUAUUGGAAAUCAACACCAGCAGACGGCAAUGGUGUUUUAUAUACAGGUCUGACUUUCUCGAAUUGGAAAGGAACCUGUGCAAAUGGUGCUGCUAGAGCACCUAUCCAAAUUAUUUGUCCAACAGGACAGCCUUGCGCGGGCUUGAGCAUUACAAAUUUUGCCAUGUGGACAGAUACAGGUAGUUACGAGAUAUAUAAAUGUGAAAAUGCUUGGGGUGAUGGAGGGUGCUUGGUUCACGGAUCAGCGCAUACAGCUUAUGCCAUCGUGACACAAACAGUAUCUUCAGCUCCUUCCGGCUACUCGGCUGCAAAAAUGCCAAAUGACCUCGCUGCUGGGUAUGCGCUCACGGCUAGUAUUCCUAUUCCUACGAUUCCCACCACUUUCUUCCCUGGACAAGUUCCGGCAACGAAGAGAGCGUACCCAUAG